Molecule: messenger RNA, 471 nt
Organism: Phyllotreta striolata
Lineage: Eukaryota; Metazoa; Arthropoda; Insecta; Coleoptera; Chrysomelidae
Source: the annotation of a GenBank genome assembly
AUGUCGUACUUAUUUAUAUCGAUUAUUGUAGUAGUCGUACUUUCUGGUACACUAGGCAGUUAUACUUACAAAACAGAGUUGAAAUCGAUCAGUAAAAACGAAUUUUUGGGCGAUAGAAGAAGCUCGAAUGGAUCUUUAUUUGACACCAAAUUUGCCGAAGGGAAAUCCGGAGUAAUUCCGCGUGACACAGGAGGCAACUAUGGAGACUUGAUAUAUAAAUUUAGGAGUAAUUCUGAUACUUUGCUGUUAAGAGAAGUUGUUAUAGCCGAUGAAUUGUAUUCGAACGAACAAGAUCUACGUUGGACUGUUUCCAUCAACGGCGCAAGAAUAACAUCGGUGAGAGUCCUAAAUUUCGGCAGGGAACGUGCGUUUUGCCUGCGAAUCGACGUCGCAGCAGGAGACGCCGAAGUCGUGUUAAGAAUACCCUCUUUGGUCGAUCCCAGAGUUAUGAUCGAAAUUUACGGAUUUUAA